AAAUGCUGCGAAAAAUCCCAAAACAUGUGACUAUUGUGUUAAACGAGACGGAAACCCUUUUCUUGCUUGAACUUCCAAGUUCUGUGGUCCCGCGGGACACUGACGAGGGCGAAGCCGCCGAGAUGGACAACCGCCUUUACGAAUACUUAACAAAGGGUAAAGGGCGUAAUCGCAAAGUUGCAACAACUGGAGUACAAACGAGGCCUGUUUUAAUGAAAACGCGAAACACGGAACCCGUCCAGUACAAGUUCAGGGACAACUCAACGUUUGCUUCAAACUGGGAGAUGUAUGAUACCUACAAUGCCAGUUUUGUUGAAAGUGUUGAGUUGGAGGAAACAAACGACCAUGAGUUAAUUGCGGAAGUGUCUUUGGAUGAACUAAGGAAGAGUCGAGAGACCAAAGAGUUGGAGAAGUUGUCAGUGAAUAAAAACUACUUCGACGCUGUUCUAGUAAUUGAACGCCUUUUGGCCAACAAUUGUUACAACAACGAACAGAAGAAGUUCAAAGGGUUGGUGGACGAGGCCGAGGAAAUCCGCUACGAUUACAAGCUGGACUUGCUGUGGACUUUCGCCAACGAAGACACGAAAAAUAGGUGCGUUACCGGGAUCUCGUUCAAUUCUUUCACCGAAGAUAUGGUAGCUGUGGGCUAUGGCAAGUACUAUUUUAUUGACCGGAGAAAGACCGGGGUUGUGAUGGUGUGGAACAUAAAAAAUCCCAAACAGCCCGAGCGCGAGUACUACUUCAGACACCCGGUCACGUCCCUUGCGUUUUCAACAAAAGACCCGAACUAUCUGGCUGUUGGGUUCUACAAUGGGGAGCUCCUAGUUAUAGAUGUCAGCAAAAGGGACUUUGAGAUGGUUGGGGAGGACUCUAGCACUUCGUUUAAACCGGCCUGGAACAUGGUAUGGCUGGAGCAAAACCAGAAGGAAUUUCUCCUGGUUUGUUUCGGCGACGGUCGGGUUUGCAAGUACUUGGUGACCCAAGCGAAGCUCGAGUGUGUACAAAUUAUGAGGACGGAUAAAAUUGAAGGGAAGCUGAAAGGGUUACCAGCCUUGCGGUUGUUUGAAGGCAAUCAGGUUUCGUCGUCUAGGUAUGCCGGCGCUCUUUGCUUAAGUGUGCACAAGCCGGACCCUGCCUUCUACCUUGUGGGUACAGAGGAAGGUGUCAUACACAAGUGUGCCGCAAGUUACUGUACCCACCAUGUGGACAUGUUCAAAGCGCAUGAAGGCCCCAUUCACACUAUUAAGUUUUCACCAUUUGUUGAAAAAGUGUUUGCGACCUGUGGUGACGACUUUCAGAAGUGUUUGUGGAUCGAGGGGAUUAGUGAGCCCUUGAUUGUCUCGCGGUUUUGCAUGGAGCCGGUGCUUGAUGUCGACUGGAGUCCGUCACACUCGACUAUCAUUGCAAGUCUUCGCGGCAUGGACAUCUUCCUGUGGGACUUGCAAAGGAAGAUCUACUUGCCACAGUCCCAAACUAAGUCACCCACGAAUUCAAGAAACACGGUUUGUAAGUUUAGUGCUUGUGGCAAGUGUUUAGUGGUCGGGGACAUUGACGGUAAUGUCCACACGUUUGCUGUGAGCGGGCUACCAAUUCCUGCCUUCUUUCAACAAAACCUAUUUUUCCAGUCGAUUAAAAACAUCCUGCAAACCAAUACGGAUCUAAUCGGCAAACUCGAAAAGUUGGCAAAUUAACAAUCAGACAAUUUUUUUUAACAAUAAUAAUGCUAAUAACAUUUUUGGUCAAAAAAAUUAAAACACUGAAAAACGAAACACAUGUAAAUACUAAUACCUAAAACAAAUUUCAUAAGACACAUAAAUUGUUAGUUAAAGAAUUCUUCGUACGAGUAAAAACAGUUACUUGAAAAAAUAUUUUGGACGCUGAAAUAAAUUCGGCGACUUUUUUAAUUUAUUAAAUAUUUUUAUGGCUUUACGAGUAUAAAGACAUUUUUUUCAUAUUUCGUAGUAGGUACCGUGUUGUGGGAUUUGUACGGACAUUCUACCUCUUGUGGUCAUUUUAUCUUAGACAUCACAAUCAUACACAAAUUAUGCAAUAUUCAUUUUUUAAAAAAACUAGUCGAAUAAAUACAAUGAUGUUACAGACAUUAAACCAUAUUUUACGAAUUCUAAACGACGGCCCAUUUUUACACCUCCGAAUAUGACCACAUAAUUUAUAAAAGAUUGGACAUGUCCAUAAUAGUAUGUCUUUAGAGCUUCAAAUGAUACUUACGUGAUUACUUAAGAAACGAAUAAUGAUGAGUUAAGUUUUGUUAAAAUUUUGUCAAAAUGAUUUUUCCAACUGAAAUAAUAAUUUAAAUUUUCUCAAAAAAAUGUUGUAUAAUCACUUAGUCAGUACUUGUAUUCGUAAUAAUUCAUUUGAUUUUGAAUUACUAAAUAAUAAUUGAUAAUAAUAAAUAAUCCGCAAUCUGAAAAAUGGCAUUAUUUUUUUAUAUUUAAACAUAUCGUUGACAUAAACAAGAAAUAAUAGAGGUCCCAAUACAGAUCAUUGAGGUACUUCUCGUUCAAUAACUAAUUGAUUACUAGAAUAAAAAGAAAUUAAAAUUAUUGUCCAAAAAAUAUUUAAUAAUCUCUAAUGCUUGACCUCUAAUUCCAUAAAAUAACAUAAGAUCGAAAAUAUACUCAAUUAGGGUAAGCCUUGAAAGUGAAGUGAAAUUUCAACCACAUCAUAUGCUGUGUAGAAACUACAUAAGACAACAUAAUUUCAAACAUACGGUCGUAAAUAAACGGCUAAAAUGUGGCUAAAGUUCUACAAGCACAGCUUGCUCUAAUUGAGAAUAUUUUCAAUCUCAUGUUAUUAUCAUGUCUUAAGGUAUCAAAAGCAUUAGACAAGUCGAAAAAAAUUCCUGACACCGUGUAAUUUAGAUCAAUAGAUUUGUCAAUUUCUGAUAUAGCUUUGAAAACCGCUUGCUCAGUGGAACAAGAGAGUACAACCUAUUAUAAAUUACUCUUUUAAAUAUUUUUGAAAAGCUUGAAGGUAAUGUGAUGGGACGGUAGUUUGAGUCUUUUAGGAAAUUUCUCACCUAAAUAUGAUUUAUUGAUAAUUUCAGAAAAUGGUUCAGAAAUAUUAUGAUUAACUUUUUUUAUUAUAGAUUUCGUCAAAUCCACAUGAUUGCAUUUUAGAAAUUACGGAAAAAAUCUUUAGUGGGUCAGUAGGAAGAAGAAACAUUGUUUUAUUAUUACGUGUUCCCAUAUAACUUAUUAUUAUUUAAAGUGACUCCGUUAGCGGCUAUUUUACAAGAUGUUAUCGAGGAAAACUGUUCUGCUAGCAGAUGACAAACUUCAUAAGGUUCAUCAGUUUUUUGACCACUUGGCCCUAGUAGUGUUAUGUUUAAAUCUGUCUCUUUGCUUUAUAAAACUAAUGUAUAAAAAUUCUAAAUAUAAAUAUAUGAUUUGUUUUUAGACUUUAAGAUGUAGUGAUGAUUAGAUACCAUUUUUCUGUUAUGUACAAGUUCUUUAUUUAUUUAUUUAUUUAUUUAUUUUGUUUUAUAGAAACUUAACAAUCGAGGACUGUUUAUCGGUUUGUACAUAAACUGGAUAUCACGUAAUCUAUUUGAAGCUCUUUUUAUAUCUGACGUUACCCAAGAGUUUUUAGUCUUUUUUACAACAGUCACUACCACUAAUGGGAAAGCAUUGUCAAAAUGAUAAAAAAACAAAUUGAAAAAUGAUUCAAACAUAUUUUCCGCAUUUAUUAUUUCCUUAUACAUCUCGAUCCAUGUUUCAGUGCCAAGAAACGACACAAACGUUUUAAUGUUGUUGCUAAAAAUACGUUUUUGUUGUUUUUAGUGGUUUUUCUACCAUAAAAUGAAUAAAAUAAAUUGGAAAAAUACAAAACUGAGAAUGAAGUGAUCUGAAGUAAAUUUAAUUACCUUGAUAUUUCUUUGAUGUGACAACUGAGACCAUAACUAUCAAAUAAUUCAGUAAUAGUUUAACAGAUACUUUUCAGGUUUUAAAAAACUAUAUUAAAGUCACCACAAAUUAUUAUACACGCUGUAAAUGAAAUAAGUACAUUAAUUUUAACUGGUAAUAGAACUCGUCAAGACCAACAAUUUUUCCUAAUAACUUUUUUUUCAAAACCUUUUAUUGUUUGAGUUAAAAUUAUUUAAAAAUCUUACAAAAUUUUCUUACAUGCCACUAGAAGCAAAGUUAUCUAAAAUAUUCGACAAGAUUACCGCAAGAAUCGGUUACCGUUGGUUGCGAAUAUUAUUUAUUAUUACUUGUCUUUACUGGAGCAUUUCAUAAAAGGCUCGUCAAUUUGUAAGGGGAAAAAUGAUUUUA
Messenger RNA from Tribolium castaneum (red flour beetle), 4292 nucleotides. Its product is annotated as dynein axonemal intermediate chain 4. NCBI's taxonomy places the organism in Eukaryota, Metazoa, Arthropoda, Insecta, Coleoptera, Tenebrionidae. Gene Ontology annotation, biological process: cilium movement. The coding region runs from base 3 to 1691 and encodes 562 amino acids. Gene Ontology annotation, cellular component: axonemal dynein complex. The record is from RefSeq and is a predicted model, not a curated record. Gene Ontology annotation, molecular function: dynein heavy chain binding; dynein light chain binding. The transcript has a single exon.